Molecule: messenger RNA, 1278 nt
Organism: Trichoderma harzianum CBS 226.95
Lineage: Eukaryota; Fungi; Ascomycota; Sordariomycetes; Hypocreales; Hypocreaceae
Exons: 1
Coding region: 1-1278 (425 amino acids)
Biological process (GO): coenzyme A biosynthetic process
Molecular function (GO): dephospho-CoA kinase activity
Source: RefSeq, a predicted model, not a curated record
AUGGCUCCGACAAGCAGCAACGCGCCUUCGCUGCUCCUACUACCAGCCCCUCCUCACCCGCUACACCCUCAUUCUCUGGCCGCCGCCUACUGGGCGCCUGUAACGGUGGCUCUGAAGCGCAUCACUACUGGCAUCAACGGCAAUAGUAGCACCAACAACUCCAAUACCAACUCCAGCACUGGCACAAAUCAUGUUCUCGUCAUCGCCGUCGCCUGCCCUAUUCUUACCGGGCCCUCACCAAGGCGCAAGUCCAUACACUGGAAGGCUGCGCAGUCUCUUCUUGCCCGCAUUUACACUCUCAUCGCGGCCAUUUGCGAUGAGCAAAACAUUGACACAUCAGGGGAGCCGGGCAGUGGCAGCGUCGAUCCACGCGUUGUAUUAGUCGAUCAUGAGCGAAACAGGACGUAUCAGCGCAACUUUGAUGGAGAAUAUGAAGCAAAUUGCACGCCCGUGUUGGAUCUGGCCGCCUUUGCCUCGACGGUGCAUCCUUGGAGGACGGUGUUCCAUCCCAGUUCCGAGGCAGGCUAUGAACUCCUCAAAGCUUUCUUGGAGUACUCACAGGGGAAACAAACUCUACUGCAAAGCCAAAUAGUUGCUGUUGAAGGCGGCCUCGGCAUGUCCACCGGCGAAGUCCCGCCUGUUGCUCCGGAGGAUCUCACCAAUGGCUACGAUACUGUUUGUCUGGGUGGCACGUUUGACCAUCUUCAUGCGGGACACAAGCUGCUUCUUCACGCCACUGCUUUACUUAUGGGUAUCCCCGAGAAACAUACCGGGAAGCACUCCGUUCUCAUCGUCGGGAUUUCAGGAGAUGAGCUGCUGAAGAAUAAAAAGUACGCCGAAGUGUUACAGCCUUGGGAUGUGCGCGCAAACAAUGUUCUGCAGUUUCUCUCUACCAUAUUCAACUCGGCUUCUUCGUCCAACACAAACACCUUGCCGCCUACAACUACACCCGCACCGGAUGAGCUUCAUGCUACUUUCCGUGACGGCACAGUGCUGGUUCGGUGUGUGAACAUCCACGACCCCUUUGGCCCAACCAUUUCGGAGGAAAUCAUGGAUGUUAUUGUGGUUUCAGGAGAGACAAGGAGCGGCGGACAGGCUAUCAAUGAUAAAAGAACCGAAAAAGGGUGGAAGCCGCUCGAGGUGUUUGAGAUUGACGUGCUCGAUCCAAGCGAUAUCUUGAAGGAAGACAGCGCAACGCAGACCAAUGGAUUUGCAACAAAGAUUAGCAGCACGGCAAUUCGACAGCGAAUAGCCCAGGCCAAAGAGGAAUCACAGUAG